Serpula lacrymans var. lacrymans S7.9 is the source of this 525-nucleotide messenger RNA. RefSeq lists its product as uncharacterized. Bases 1 to 258 code for a protein of 85 amino acids. NCBI's taxonomy places the organism in Eukaryota, Fungi, Basidiomycota, Agaricomycetes, Boletales, Serpulaceae. The transcript has 3 exons. The record is from RefSeq and is a predicted model, not a curated record.
AUGGGUGACUUGGUGGGGAGCGAGUGGAGACAUUCGGGUCGCUGUGUGAGGCUGAGGGAGAUCCGAGUGAUCUAUGUCGGAGGCAGCGCUAGAGAUAUAUGGUACAGGAGGUGGCCGCAACGGUGCAUCGUUCAGAGAAACGACAGGAAGGCCGGGAUCUGUAUAGCGAUGUUGUUGGGCCGGUUUGCGUCGGAAAGGCAGCUUAAGCUUGCUCGACGAGGCAGAAACACCAGUAUAUACACCAUUGUGAUGGGGUAGGGACUUCUCUGGAAAAACAAACUCAUCCUCUGGUGAUUCAAACGACGAGCUGCCUAUGGACGUUGUCGAGUCCGGUGCUGGCAAAACGCUGGAUUGCACAUUACGGGUGUUGCUUUUAUCGCGUUUGAAGAAACCACCUAGCAAUUGCAUGAAGAGCAAAGCAAGCUGGCUGCGAGAGAUAAGUUUGCAGCGAAUUCAAAGGGCAAACCAAAGGAGAGCAAGGGACGAGAUGGAAGCGAGAAAGAAAGAAAAGAAAGGCUGAGCGGU